AUGAGCACAGAGGACUCUAGCAAUGGGACCUCUCCCACCCCACCUCUCCUUGGGCUUCUGGUUUCAACCACGGAGCUGGUCCCACCCAGCAUCCCAUCCCCUGAGAUGAGAGACCCACUGUCUGUCAUCGUCGCACUCGUCUGCAUCUUCCUCCUCCUGGCGACCUUCCUCAUCUUUGUCACCCUCUGCAAGCCAGCAGCACUGGACCAGUCCCUGUCUGGACCCCAGGAGUGGAUGCCCCACCACCCACUGGAUGCCAGUGAGCCCCAGCUGAGGCUCUGGAAGCGCCUGGGCUCCCUGAGGGGCUCCAUCAGCAGCUUCAGGAGGAGCAAGCCAGUGUCUCAGAGCCAGCUCUCCUGCCCCAGGAGCUCCCCUGCCAGACAGGACUGGGACAUCAUGGAGUCCACCAAAAUGUGA
Messenger RNA from Manacus vitellinus (golden-collared manakin), 417 nucleotides. RefSeq names its product chromosome unknown C10orf105 homolog (gene CUNH10orf105). The record is from RefSeq and is a predicted model, not a curated record. The transcript has a single exon. The coding region runs from base 1 to 417 and encodes 138 amino acids. Lineage: Eukaryota; Metazoa; Chordata; Aves; Passeriformes; Pipridae.